CCGGCUCGGCCCGGCUCGGCUCGGCUCGGCUCGGCUCGGCCCGGGCCAGGCCCGGCGGCGGCGCGGCCAUGGCGCGGGACCCGGCCUUCGUGCUGCGCUACCUGGCCGAGGUGGAGGAGCUCGCCGAGGACGUGCUGGCGGCGCGGCAGCAGAUCGUGGACCUGGACGCGAAGCGGAACCGGAACCGCGAGGCGCUGCGGGCUCUGCACAGGGACCCCGACCCCGACGGCAGGGCCAUGGUCUGCUUCGGAAACAUGUUCAUCGAGCUGCCGAAAUCGAAGACCGAGGAGAUGAUGCAGAAAGAUCAGGAGCAUUUGGAUGAGGAGAUAAACAAGCUUCGGAAAGAGCUGCGCACGAAGGUCAACCGCCUCUUUGAAGCUCAAGGUAAAGCUGAGCUGAAAGGAUUUCACCUGAACCCCAUGACUGCUGAGGAAAUGAAACUAAUCAAUCGCGUACUGGAAGGCUGAGGUGGCGGUGGCAUCACCAUGACCAUGUGCAAAUAGUGUUGCUUACCAAAGCGUAUUUAGGCUGUCACUUGUGAAACUCACAUUGCUGUAUCAGUGACCAGCCUCCAAGGUUUCUGUUUUUUUUUUUCUUUAGGAAAACAUCUGUAUUCCUGGAAACUUUCUCAAGUGGUAUUUACCUGAUAGGCAUUGGGAAGCAUUUGGCUCCUCAAAUAGAAUGCUGCAAUUUCUUUGGAGUAUAAACUGUUCCUUCUCCUUGCUGGAUAAGGAUUGGAUGCUGGCACCAUGCAGAGGAAAAUGUUAUAACACAGGCUCAUUCAAGACAUUUGACAGACUGCCAUUGUUAGGGUGGAAGUGGGAUUAUUAAAGUCUGAGAAACGGCAUUCCAAA
Molecule: messenger RNA, 854 nt
Organism: Rhea pennata
Lineage: Eukaryota; Metazoa; Chordata; Aves; Rheiformes; Rheidae
Gene: PDRG1
Product: p53 and DNA damage regulated 1
Exons: 5
Coding region: 69-467 (132 amino acids)
Biological process (GO): protein folding
Cellular component (GO): prefoldin complex
Source: RefSeq, a predicted model, not a curated record